ACUUGUUGUAAAUAAAGCUUUGGCAGAACGUGAGGGUGAGCAUUCUGGAUGGAGUGUCAUAUUUGCUAAAGGCAAUACCAUCUUCAGAGGAUAGCUAAUUUUGGACACACCAAGUCAAACCUAUUUUUAUAUCUAUAUUUAGCAUAACGGGUAUCGAGUAAACUUCUGAAAACAUGGCAGAAAGCGACUGGGAUACCGUGACUGUGUUAAGGAAGAAGGGGCCGACUGCUGCCCAGGCCAAAUCCAAGCAGGCCAUCACGACUGCUCAGAGGCGAGGGGAAGACGUUGAGACAACCAAGAAAUGGUCUGCAGGGCAGAACAAACAGCAUCUUGUGACAAAGAACACUGCAAAACUGGACCGGGAGACAGAGGAGCUUCACCAUGAAAGGGUUCCCUUGGAGGUGGGCAAGGUCAUUCAGAAGGGCAGACAGGACAGUGGCCUAACCCAGAAAGACCUGGCCACUAAAAUUAAUGAGAAGCCUCAAGUCAUUGCAGACUAUGAGUGUGGCAGAGCAAUUCCCAACAACCAGGUCUUGGGCAAGAUAGAGAGAGCAAUUGGGAUGAAACUGCGUGGGAAAGAUAUUGGCCAACCCCUGGAGGCAAAACCUAAGAAGAAAUGAACACAAAGCCUCGAAAUCAGCCCCACCUCCCCUUGCCCCUUAUUUCCCUGUAACUGAAACCUAAACCCCUUCCCCAUUUCACCUCCUCCUCAUCGCUCCCCCCUCCUUUCCUCUUACCUGGGCUGAUCGACUUGGGUCCUGCCUGAGGACCUGGGGUUCCCCCCCCCUGCAUAACAAGCUGCAUAUUGAUUAGUUGUCUGAAACACUCUCUUGACCACAAAAUCAGUCAAAUGAUCGAAUGCUUUUUUUUUUUUUUUUUUUGUCACAGACUCAACAUCCUUUGAGUUUAUUUUCAGCUAUGUCUGCUUAGGCCUGGGCAUGAUAAGUUCAACUUUUUGAUAAAUGUGAAAUCAUUUAAAGGUGAGUUCUUUUUCAUGACCAAACAGACUAGUUUGACUAACUCUAUUUCUGAGCAUGAUUUUUAAGCCAGAAGUGCUUGAUUGCAUCUUUUUCACGCACUUGAAACCAUGGGUGGAUGUCAUUACAGUCUGGAAAUGUUUUAACGCUGUGCUUUGUUUUAAUCUAAAAAUAAAGUUUGGCAGUUCAUUACA
Messenger RNA from Monopterus albus (swamp eel), 1171 nucleotides. It is a transcript of the gene edf1, whose product is annotated as endothelial differentiation-related factor 1. The record is from RefSeq and is a predicted model, not a curated record. NCBI's taxonomy places the organism in Eukaryota, Metazoa, Chordata, Actinopteri, Synbranchiformes, Synbranchidae. The transcript is spliced from 5 exons. Gene Ontology annotation, molecular function: DNA binding. Gene Ontology annotation, cellular component: nucleus. The coding region runs from base 174 to 620 and encodes 148 amino acids.